AUGACCAGCGCCUGGCUCUCGUUCCCUCUCGCUGCACGGCUCAUUUCUGCUCCUGCGAGGCCUCUGGCAGGAAAACACGCCGAGUCCUCCAGCUCCGACACAGGAAGAAAAGAACAGAAGAAGAAGAAAGUGUGGGAAGAACAGCUGGAGCCGCCGAUCCACCAGAGACUCUCUGCUGUGUUUGCUCUCACUCUGAGGAGGCUGAUAGCAUCUCUGCGUUUACUCUGA
Messenger RNA from Xyrichtys novacula (pearly razorfish), 228 nucleotides. The record is from the annotation of a GenBank genome assembly. Lineage: Eukaryota; Metazoa; Chordata; Actinopteri; Labriformes; Labridae.